CUGAUCUCUCCCGCCCUCUCUCAUCUCUGUUCUGUCGUUCAUUUUCCUGUACCAACGAGAAAUAACGUGCGUUUCUUUCAUUGGCAAUUAACAGAUUGGCGUGCGUUUCUUUUUUUGCCAAUCAGGCAAACAGAUUGGCAUUUGAUUACGGAACCUAUUUUUAUUCCAAUCUCUUGUUCUUAUUGGUAAUCGGAAAGUGACGUAAUAGAUCGUUGUUGAUUUCGGAACAGAGCGGGAAGAGAUGAGUUUCAGGGACGAGAAUGAGGAAGGGAGGGAUCUCAGGAAGCCCUUCCUGCACACCGGAAGUUGGUAUCGUAUGGGAUCGAGGCAAUCGAGUAUGAUGGGCUCAUCGCAGGCCAUUCGUGAUAGCUCUGUUUCAGUUCUUGCCUGCGUAUUGAUAGUCGCCCUUGGUCCAAUCCAGUUUGGUUUUACCUGUGGAUAUUCAUCUCCCACCCAAUCUUCGAUAAUGAAGGAUCUACGGCUCACAGUUCCGGAGUACUCUAUAUUCGGUUCUCUAUCCAAUGUUGGCGCUAUGGUUGGCGCCAUAUCCAGUGGUCAGAUAGCCGAAUACAUUGGUCGAAAAGGAUCUUUGAUGAUUGCAGCCAUUCCAAAUAUUAUAGGUUGGCUUGCUAUAUCAUUUGCAAAAGAUUCUUCUUUCCUCUACAUGGGGAGGUUGUUGGAAGGUUUUGGUGUGGGAAUAAUCUCAUAUACGGUACCCGUUUAUAUUGCUGAGAUAGCUCCUCAAAACUUGAGAGGGGGCCUUGGUUCAGUUAACCAGCUCUCUGUCACCAUUGGAAUAAUGCUCGCUUAUGUUCUUGGACUUUUCGUGCCGUGGCGACUGCUUGCAGUUCUGGGAAUUUUGCCUUGUACGAUUCUGAUACCUGGAUUGUUUUUUAUCCCAGAAUCUCCUCGGUGGCUGGCGAAAAUGGGUAUGACGGAAGAAUUUGAAACAUCCUUGCAAGUUCUUCGUGGAUUUGAUGCUGAUAUCUCUAUUGAAGUGAAUGAAAUCAAGAGGUCCGUAGCAUCCACAGGCAAAAGAACAACAAUCCGGUUUGCAGACCUCAAGCGGAGAAGAUACUGGCUUCCUUUGAUGAUUGGUAUUGGGUUACUAAUGUUGCAGCAGCUUACUGGAAUUAAUGCAGUUUUGUUCUAUUCAAGUACCAUAUUUGCAGCUGCUGGCGUUAAAUCAAGUAAUGCUGCCACAUGUGGGAUCGGAGCAGUCCAGGUUAUUGCCACUGCAAUGACGACAUGGUUGGUUGACAGAGCAGGCCGUCGAAUUCUUCUUAUCGUGUCCACGGCUGGAAUGACGUUUAGCCUUUUAGUUGUUUCCGUAGUCUUCUUUUUGAAGGAUCAUACCCCCGAGACGUCCAAUUUAUAUGGUAUUCUGAGCAUUCUAUCAGUUGUUGGAGUUGUGGCCUUGGUGGCUUUCUUCUCUCUGGGUCUUGGGGCUAUUCCAUGGGUUAUAAUGUCUGAGAUUCUUCCCAUUAAUAUCAAGGGUCUCGCUGGAAGCAUAGCAACGCUAGCUAACUGGUUCAUUGCUUGGUUGGUCACAAUGACUGCAAACUUGCUCUUGGAAUGGAGCAAUGGAGGAACGUUCGCCAUCUACAUGUUGGUGAGUGCUUUCACAUUGACAUUCAUUAUACUCUGGGUCCCCGAAACCAAAGGAAGAACACUGGAAGAAAUUCAGUUCUCCUUCAGAUAAGAGGGUUGUUUUUUCUGUUUCUCUUGGUACCCGCCUGUUGGAAAGAAAGCCUAUUUAUGCAGCUCUAACUUUUAUGUAUUUUCCCCUCUAUAUAUAAAAAUGGCAGUUGCCUUAAUAUCAUCUU
This is a messenger RNA of Cucurbita moschata (crookneck pumpkin), 1826 nucleotides long. RefSeq names its product sugar transporter ERD6-like 6. The transcript is spliced from 18 exons. The record is from RefSeq and is a predicted model, not a curated record. Gene Ontology annotation, molecular function: sugar transmembrane transporter activity. Gene Ontology annotation, biological process: transmembrane transport; carbohydrate transport. The coding region runs from base 242 to 1702 and encodes 486 amino acids. Lineage: Eukaryota; Viridiplantae; Streptophyta; Magnoliopsida; Cucurbitales; Cucurbitaceae. Gene Ontology annotation, cellular component: membrane.